This is a messenger RNA of Dipodomys spectabilis (banner-tailed kangaroo rat), 1045 nucleotides long. RefSeq names its product chromosome unknown C1orf52 homolog (gene CUNH1orf52). The coding region runs from base 52 to 609 and encodes 185 amino acids. The transcript has 3 exons. The record is from RefSeq and is a predicted model, not a curated record. Lineage: Eukaryota; Metazoa; Chordata; Mammalia; Rodentia; Heteromyidae.
CUCCCAACUUCCGGCUUCCGGCCGCGUCCCGGGUCGUCGCGCGCCGCCGUCAUGGCCGCGGAGGAGAAGGAUCCCCUGAGCUACUUUGCGGCUUACGGGAGCAGCAGCUCGGAGUCCUCGAGCGAGGAGGAUCCCAGCGAGCCGGAGGAGACAGGCCGCCAGACCUCGGAUCCGGCGAAGUCCGCGGGCGGCGGCGGCGGCGGCGGGAGCCGGGCGGAGAAGCGCCUGCCGGGGCCCGAGGAGCUGUUCCGCAGCGUGGCCCGCCCCGCCUUCCUCUACAACCCGCUCAACAAGCAGAUCGACUGGGAGAGGCGCGUGGUGAAGGCGCCCGAGGAGCCUCCCAAGGAAUUCAGAGUAUGGAAAUCAAACUAUGUACCUCCUCCGGAAACCUACACUACCGAGAAGAAAGCCCCGCCUCCAGAGCUGGAUAUGGCAAUAAAAUGGUCCAACAUAUAUGAGGACAAUGGUGACGAUGCCCCACAGAAUGCUAAGAAAGCUAGGCUUCUCCCUGAAGGGGAGGAGACGGUGGAAUCAGAUGAUGAAAAAGAUGAGCAUACUGCUAAGAAGCGCAAAGUAGAAGCAGGAGAACCGGCAAAGAAGAAAAAGUAAAAACCAUGACAAGAAGAAUUAAUUUCUUGGACUGCUAGACUUGUUCAAAUGUGUUGUUGAACAGAUUAAAUUGAAAUUGUGGAUUAUGACAAGUAUUUCUGAAAAUUAUGAACUAAUACGUAUUGCCUCAGAAUUUUCCGCUGUAGAAUUCUUUUGUUCUGUUUUGCUUUAAUUUAAAACCUAUGUAUUUAAAACUCCAGUGGUGACCUGUGAUUGUGAAAUUGACUGGACUUGGAAGCAUUCUUGUUAUGUAUCACAGAAUCAGUGACAUGCUUUAAGAGUUGUGUCACAUAUUGACCUGCCCGUGUUCUAUGAACCUUUUAUAAAGGAAUAUAUUUUUAAAGUAAAUAUAUUGUACUGUGAACUCGUGGGUGCUUUUCAUCAGUGUUUGUACAGUGUAAAUAGAUCAUGGAAAUAAAAUUAUUCAAUAUCUCUA